This is a messenger RNA of Porites evermanni, 5042 nucleotides long. The record is from the annotation of a GenBank genome assembly. NCBI's taxonomy places the organism in Eukaryota, Metazoa, Cnidaria, Anthozoa, Scleractinia, Poritidae.
GAUUUAAAAUACAAGGUGGUGAAGUAUACAGCAGACCUGUCAGUAAAGGACGUAGACAAAACGAUUAAGGCUGCCAUGGACUUGUGGGCAAAGGUAACUCCGCUAACCUUCACCAAAGUGACGAGUGGACCAGCCGAUAUAGAUAUUUUCUUCGAUAAAGAAGGAGAUAAAGGAUACUCCUUUGAUGGAAGAGGAGGGGAGCUUGCGUUCGCGUACUUCCCUGGAAAUAAUGCAGGUACGUUUCUUGAAAAUAUAUUCCGUCUCCAUGUACGAUGUAGAGUGAGAACUCGGGAACCUCUAUUCACGGGACGCCUGGAUCCAUUCAGAAUACACACAAGUUGGUCCUGGAAAAUGUUCAUAUAAUCUUUGUAUUUGUUUCUUGCAUCGAAGGGACACAUCUAUUCAUGGGAAAGGGACACUGUCCGGGUCCUGAAACCUAGGUUUAACCUCCGCUCAGUGGACACCUUAGCACUCCAAAACACGCACUCACGAAAGCACUCCCAAAAAGCCCCAGCAAACACAAAAAUCGUUCAUAAGUUUAAGUGUGCCAGGCUAGUCACAAUGACACCCAGGUUCACAACAUGAACUAUCUCACUUAAAUCGAUGUACUGUGGGUAUUCAAUACAAAAUUACGCAGAAACUAGCUGCUUGAAAGAAUGACAUUUAAGAGUCUUCAUAGCAAUAACGUCACAAGGGCUUAACUGACAGACGACCAAUAACAUCACGACUUAGCUGGCCAAUCAUGUCAAUAACCAAAGUUUAAUACCAACAUCUGACGUGAUACAACUCACUUUGACUCAGUGAAGAUGACUACCACACAGGUUGUCGAAACGUCAGUCACUGUCAACAACAACAGUCCUAUUCAAAACUACGAUCACCCGGUCGAUCAUGUUUCACCUUCAAUAUUUUUUCUGUUGUUGUUUUUGUUUUUCUGGCCUACAACAGGACUUUUUGGGGAUGUUCAUUUUGACGAUGAAGAACAAUUUACCACCAACAAUAAAGGAGGAGGAGUGGAUCUUUUUUGGCUGGCGCUUCAUGAACUGGGGCACAGUCUGGGUCUUGAUCAUUCUUCAAAUAAGGACGCCAUCAUGUAUCCGAUUUACCGUGGUAGUCGUCCGGGACUUCAACUUCAUCGCGAUGACAUUAUGGGAAUUCAGCAGCUCUAUAGUGAGUUAAAGAAAAUAGUCUUUACUUUACUUUAUUGAAAUUCGCCACGGUGACUCAACGCGGUGACUGUAGAUGAAACAGGACAUGCGUCCCAUUUGAUACCAACCUCUUCUUUACCCACCCAGCCCAUGGAAGGUUGUGCCACACCACCUACUACUACCCUUCACCCACCCCACUUUGUGAGAAACAUCCUUUUCUAUUUUUUCCGCAAAAAAAACUAAGACAUGAUUGAAUAAAAUCUACUCUAAAAUCUUAAAAUCCACUGUCUUUGAAUGACGAUAUCUCAGAGUCCACAUUUCACCCGAAAAAAUCCACCAUUUGAAAGCUCACUUUUGUUUUAGUGUCUUUGCGUCAAGACAUUUUUGUCAGAAUUUCUUGUAUAGGCCUAUUUUGUUUACGGCGUAUUAGCUCCGUAUUAGCUACGCCGCAGUCAUUUCAUACCAGGGAUCGGAAUUCUCCCGAGAUGUUUCGUUAAUGAUGCCAGGAGCCCAUGACUUAUGAGCUCCUGUUUGAACCAAAAAAAGAUUAUGCAGGUGCACAAAAAAUGAUGGUGAUUAUAAUGACUGAUCCGCAAAAUGAUCUUUGAAUAACAAGAGAGAGAGAGGGAGAGAGAGAGAGAGAGAGAGAGAGAGAGAGAGAGAGAUCACUUUCAAUGUUUCCAAGUUUCUAACGAAAUCAUAUUAGUCUUUCUAGAUUUUUUUUUAGGUUUUUUACUUCUUUUCUAACUGUCUUAGCCAAAGACAAUUAACAGUAAUCCGUAUCAUUUAUUUUUAAGAACCCCUUACCUUUCAUAUACCUGAAGCCUGUGAAAGGUACCCGACCCCCUUACGGGCGGAGUUCCCCCCUUUUAGGCCAUUACAGGGAGUACACCCCCCGGACUAUUAGUUCAUCUAACCUGUUAUAAACCUGACGUUGAGUGGCCUAUUUUUUUUUCUUCAUUUAUUUUUUCCACUUUUGACACGUUUCUUUUUUCUUCCAAUCCGCCAUCAGGACAGUCAACAAUUACUAAAGUUACAACAACACCUCAAGUGCACACGACGCGGCAGUUUGUCCCAGGAAAACCAGAUCCAUGUGACAGCACUCUUGAUGCCAUGGUAAUGACCGCUGAUGAGACUACCUACGCGUUUAAGGGCGCAUAUUUUUGGCCAGUUGGCGACUAUGGUGUUUUUACGGAAGCGCUGAAGAUAUCCGAGUUCUGGGAAGGUCUAGAGAGUGAUAUUGAUCUUACACGAGACAGUAUGACGGGCUUACCUUCAUAUUUAAAGGAUCAAAGUGAGUAACUGUUUUUCUUUUUUAUCUGACUCUUUCCUCGGGGCUCUCUCAAACCCGAUUAGAUUAUGACAAAGGAAUAACGAUUCAUACUUUGUCGAUGCGUGGAUUGUGUUUGGCGGCCAUUAAUAAUUGUGUGGUUGGUAGGUGCGAGGUCAGGGGGCCUGUUUCUCGAAAGGCUCUGUAACUUUUCGGACCAGAAGGCAAAUUUUAAAAUUAAAACCUGUUAAAUAGUAGCACAGGUCCAAGUUCACAAACCUGUCAAUUUUGAUUCGUUAACUGAUGGUUUCAUUGUAUCAUUUUCAAAAUUAUAGGAACUUUGAUGAUGAAUGCAAACACGUUUAACAUAAGCUUUCCAGGCCCGAAAAGUUACCGAGACUUUCAAAAAACGGGCCCCUCAUGAGAACCGAUAAAACGUCGGAGCUGCUCGGAUCACCAGUUAUAAUAUGGCUCAAAUCUUACGUAAUCUUAUUUUUAAAAGAUCCAUGGCCAGUGCAGAAAAACAACCUUUUCCAAUUUCGAAACAGACGUUUUCUGGUUUUCGUUUUCGCGUGCUGGUUAGAGCUCACGUAUAAGAUUAGAAAAGUUUCCAUUUCGCUUCGGCUUUGACCACUCAGUUGAAAUAAUGGACGGAGUGAAUUUCUUUGCGUUUAGGACGGUUUUAAACUAGACACUCACUUUAGUUACAUUGCAUUGCUUUCUUUCUACACUGUGAUUGGUUGACAGAUUUCGCGCCAUUAUCCAACUCAAUGUAAUUGCCAAAUGUCAGCUUGCGUUUUCCCGCGUUUUAGCCCAGCUGAAUGUUUCAUUGGAUAGUAAAAACCCUUGAAUAUACAGGCUCAUUCAACGCUUAAUAAAACCGAUUGGUUCCUUCUUGCAAGGUCUCUAAUGUAGAGAUGCUAGAGCCAGAUCUCACUUGAAGUGGGAAUUAAAACGAAACUGAAUGAAAGGCUGGCAAAAUACAGCAAAGGGCUGAUUUAAUUGACGCCAAUAUUUCGGCUAACAAAAUUAGUCUUCCUCAGGGCCAGAGCUGCACUGAACGGCUCUGGCCCUGAGGAAGGCUAAAAUUGUUAGCCGAAAAUAGACCCUGUCACGGUUUUCGACGCCAUCUUGACGAGUAGGCAAACGCGUGAGAAAUUACAGUGUUUGUACGAGAAUCUAAUAGAGAGAUUAAGAUUCACGUUUGCCGCAAACGGCAAACGUCAGACUCAAGUUUAGAAUUUCUCAGAUAAGAAAAUAAGAAGAUAAAAACAGUCCCGAACGAUUCUUAUGGCUAAAACUGGCAUAAAACUUCUUAUUUUUGUGUAGAAGCAAUAAAGAGUAAACGGAAAAUAAGGGGAAAACUUGGUCACGUGGUACAAAUUCACGUCUGCCGUUUGGCGUAAACAUGAAUCUUAAUCUCUCUAAUGUCGAAUAAUUUGCGCCUGUUCUGAGGCUUGCUUUAGAUUUUCCAUACAUUUGUCUGUAAUUUUCCCGGGACUUUCUUACAGACAAAUGUAUAGAAAAUUUUAAAAAGUGGUUCUAGGUCUUCUAGUGCAUGUAACGCCCUCAAAUUUUUUCAGGAGAAUUCUAAGGAGUGAAGCUUUAGUUUACAAAUCUUUUUUUUUUUUUUUUCAGAAAAGCCGUUCGACGGAAAUUAUUCCACAUUAGAUUCUCAUACAAACAUUGUAAUUUCUCACGCGUUUGCCUACUCGUCAAGAUGGCGUCGAAAACUGUGACAAGGUUUAUAGGAGCCCAUGAAUUCCACAAAUAAAUCAGCCCUUUGCGGUAUUGCCAUCCUUGCAUUCAGAUUUUUUUUCAUUGGAUAGCUCGCGUAUGCUAUGGUUGCUUUAGAAUGGGGUUCCUUAAUCGCAAAAAUUCUUUUUCUUUGUAGGUACUGGACGUACAAAAACAUGAAUCUAGCGAAAGGGGCAUCAAACGUUACAGAUCUAAACCUACCCAGCGCAGUCCAUAACAUGGAUGCGGCAGUUGAGAGGGGAGCUGACGGACACUUAUAUAUCUUCAAGGGCGACAAGUUUUGGCGUUACGAUGGUUAUAAGAAAAGCGUUGAUCCUGGUUACCCCAAGCUUAUUCGGUCUGUACUUCCGGGUUUACAGAAAAACAUACACGCUGCUCUUCAGUGGAAAAAUGGCAAGACGUUCUUUUUCAAGGGGGAACAAUAUUACGUACUAGAUGACUCGUCCUGGCGCAUUCGGCAAGGUUUUCCAAAAUCGAUCUCAACCUACUGGAUGGGUUGCUCACCAGAGGGAUUAGCGUCGGGAAGAAUUUUACCACAUGGCUCGGUAAGAAAGAAGAAGCAGCAGAUUCCCGCAAAAAACAAUGGUGUCCAAAAGAUUAAAGGUGGAUUUGUAAUGAUAACGAUUUUGUACCUACUCAGUCAGUAUUUGUAGAUUAAUUAACAAAUCGAAAACAAUUUUCCAUGGUCUGUACUCUAAUCGACCAUAAAAAUGAUGUUAAAAAAAUUGUUGUCGAUUUGUGCUAGGCCUGGAUACAAAAUACCGAAAAAUGUCCUAAAAAUCUAUCUGGAAAUUCUCCAAAAAUGCCUAUAAAUCCCAAUUUUGCCUCUAAAAAUCUGGAAAUUUAUUCUAAAAAUCCCGAUUUACCAC